Numida meleagris (helmeted guineafowl) is the source of this 1054-nucleotide messenger RNA. Its product is annotated as high affinity immunoglobulin gamma Fc receptor I-like. Gene Ontology annotation, molecular function: transmembrane signaling receptor activity. The annotation marks the transcript as partial. The record is from RefSeq and is a predicted model, not a curated record. The transcript is spliced from 5 exons. Gene Ontology annotation, biological process: cell surface receptor signaling pathway. Lineage: Eukaryota; Metazoa; Chordata; Aves; Galliformes; Numididae.
CUGUCACCACUGUCACCGCUGUCACCUCUGUCCACAGCGAGAGCGCAUGGGGAUGGCGAGGAGCACGGCGCUGCUGCUGUGGGCCCAGCUCCUCGGCCUCGCUGGCUCCCAGCCCCCCCUGCUGACAAUGGACCCCCCCUGGACACCGCUGUUCAAGGGGCAGAAAGUGGAGCUGACCUGUGGGGACCCUGACGUGAGCAUCUUCACUACCUGGUACAAGAACGGGUGGUUCUGGAAGAGCACAGCCUCCAACCGCGUCCAGCUGACCCCGAGUGACAAAGUGAAACACCAAUUCCAGUGCCAGAACCAUGGCUCCGAGCGCAGCCCUGCCGUUAACGUGAGCAUCUCAAAUGACUGGCUGGUGCUGCAGGUGCCGGCGCGGGCGGUGCUGGAGGGGGACGCGCUGUCCCUGCGUUGCAGAGCCUGGGAGGACACAAAGCUCAGUGGGGUGCAGUUCUCCCGUGGCAAGGUGCUGCUGCAGGACAGACGUGGGGAUGAACUGCUGCUGUCCCCUGCAAAGCAGGAGCACAGCGGCCGCUACCAUUGCUCGGGCUAUGUGCACUCCGUCAUCCCAGGAUGGGAAGUCUCUUCCCCGAGCGAGCUCAUGGUGCAAGAGCUCUUCUCGGUGCCGGAGCUGAGCGUGGAGGGUCCCCAGGAGCGCCCCGAGGGCAGCGCCCUCACCCUGCUCUGUGCCACCCGUCACAACGCGCUGCGGCCCCACCUCACCCUGCAGCACCUCUUCUACCAGGACGGGCUGCGGGUGGCGGGGCCCCAGUUGUCCCCCCAGCACCGGGUGCCGGCGCUGCUGCUGUCCCACUCGGGCUCCUACAGCUGCCAGGUGCAGACGGAGUCGGGCAGAGUGCAGAAACGCAGCACCCAGCGCAUCAUCACCGUGAGAAGUGAGCAGGCAGUGGGGCAGGGAGGGGACACGGGGGGUCCCCAGGUCCACCCAGGUCUCCAUGGGUCUCCCCAUCCCAAUCCGGGUCCCUACAUCCACCCUUAUUCCCUCCAUCUGCUCCCCAUGUCCUCGCUUUUAUUUUCAGUUCUUUCUGAG